UGCACGUGCGAGGAGGAGCCCUCACCGCCGGGUUUGGUGGUGGAGUGGGCACCCCGCGUGCCGACCCCUCGCUGUCGCCAGGCUGCUCCAAGGAGGGGGCCGGGCAGGUGUCCACGUGCGUGCGUUCCGCACUCGAGGGUCGCGUCUCAGCCCCGCAGGGUCCCGACCGCCGGGUCAGGGCGUGGCCGCGCGGUAUCGAGCCCCGCCCACCGCGCCCCGGGGGCGGGGCCGGCGCGUCACGUGACGGCGGCGGAGAGCGCAAGCGCCCCGCCCGGCGGGAGGAGGCCCGGGCCGCGACCCGGCCCGCGCGCGCUGCUGGAGCCGCCCGGCCGCCAGCGCUUCCUGCACCCGCAGCGCCCCUCGCCCGCGGCCCCUCGCCCGCCGGCCCCGGGCUCGCCGGCAGCGGGAGCGGCCUCAAGAUGGACGAAGACGGCGGCGGCGAGGGCGGCGGCGUGCCUGAAGACCUGUCCUUAGAAGAGAGGGAAGAGCUUCUCGACAUCCGUCGGAGGAAAAAGGAACUUAUCGAUGACAUCGAGAGGCUGAAGUAUGAAAUCGCCGAAGUGAUGACCGAGAUCGACAACCUGACCUCUGUGGAGGAGAGCAAAACCUCGCAGAGGAACAAGCAUGUCGCCAUGGGGAGGAAGAAGUUCAACAUGGACCCCAAAAAGGGGAUCCAGUUCCUCAUCGAGAACGACCUGCUGCAGAGCUCCCCGGAGGACGUGGCCCAGUUCCUGUACAAGGGCGAGGGCCUCAACAAGACCGUCAUCGGGGACUACCUGGGGGAGAGGGACGACUUCAACAUCAAAGUGCUGCAGGCCUUCGUCGAGCUGCACGAGUUCGCCGACCUCAACCUGGUCCAGGCCUUACGGCAGUUCCUGUGGAGCUUCAGGCUCCCAGGCGAGGCCCAGAAGAUCGACCGCAUGAUGGAGGCCUUCGCUUCCCGCUACUGCCUGUGCAACCCCGGCGUCUUCCAGUCCACAGACACGUGCUACGUGCUGUCCUUCGCCAUCAUCAUGCUCAACACCAGCCUGCACAACCACAACGUGCGGGACAAGCCCACCGCCGAGCGCUUCGUCACCAUGAACCGGGGCAUCAACGAGGGCAGGGACCUGCCGGAGGAGCUGCUGCGGAACUUGUACGAGAGCAUCAAGAACGAGCCGUUCAAGAUCCCGGAGGACGACGGCAACGACCUGACACACACGUUCUUCAACCCCGACCGCGAGGGCUGGCUCCUGAAGCUGGGCGGGCGCGUGAAGACCUGGAAGCGGCGGUGGUUCAUCCUGACCGACAACUGCCUCUACUACUUCGAGUACACGACAGACAAGGAGCCCCGGGGGAUCAUCCCGCUGGAGAACCUCAGCAUCAGGGAGGUGGAGGACCCGCGGAAGCCGAACUGUUUCGAGCUUUACAACCCGAGUCACAAAGGGCAGGUCAUCAAAGCCUGCAAGACGGAGGCGGACGGCCGAGUGGUGGAGGGCAACCAUGUGGUGUACCGCAUCUCCGCGCCCAGCCCCGAGGAGAAGGAGGAGUGGAUGAAGUCCAUCAGAGCGAGCAUCAGCAGGGACCCCUUCUACGACAUGCUGGCCACGCGGAAGAGGAGGAUCGCCAAUAAGAAGUAGCUUUCCCGCCCGCGCAGGUAAAAGU
This is a messenger RNA of Phyllostomus discolor (pale spear-nosed bat), 1644 nucleotides long. RefSeq names its product cytohesin 3 (gene CYTH3). Gene Ontology annotation, molecular function: guanyl-nucleotide exchange factor activity. Bases 420 to 1619 code for a protein of 399 amino acids. Lineage: Eukaryota; Metazoa; Chordata; Mammalia; Chiroptera; Phyllostomidae. The record is from RefSeq and is a predicted model, not a curated record. Gene Ontology annotation, biological process: regulation of ARF protein signal transduction. The transcript is spliced from 13 exons.